AUUGUAAUGAUUUUUCGCCCAUACCUUUAAACGACAUAGAAAGUAUAGAUACCUGGUUGAUAAAGAAAAAUCGUAAUUAUAACAAAUGUCCGAUAAAAGUAACUAUGUAUAAUAAUUUUAUGACAUUAAUGUUUAAGGAAGUUAAUGGAACUGUUACAAAUAUCACAGGUGUAGAUACAUCUAUCAUAAAAACUAUAUUCGAUUCUUUGAAUGCCUCAAUGGAAAUAACUUCAAUUUUGAAACAAGAUAUUCCAAAAGCUCUCAGCGCCUUUCGUGAUUUAUUAAGCCGCAAAUCUGAUAUUUUUUUGCCAUCCCUAUCAAUAAACAGCUAUAUAUAUGCAGUAGUGCAGAUGUCUACAAUAUUUAAAUUUGGCGACAUUGGCUGGAUCUCUCCCAAACUAUCCUUGGAGUAUCCUAUAGGAAGAAUUUUAGAUCCAUUGUUUAAUAAAGUUACUCCAUUGCUUGGUAUUUGUUUUGUUAUAUUUGUCAUUGUAGCAAAAGUUAUCCAAAUUUUAAAAAGAAAAGAAGUUGGAUCAUAUAAUAAUAUACUUUUAGACUCUUACCAAAUCUUUUUGGGACAACAGACACCAUUUGUAACUGGGUCAUCAUUACUUAAUAGUAUGUUUAUAAUGUGGAUAUGGUGUAGCGCCAUUGUUCGCUUAGUAUAUGAAAGUGAUCUCACGAGCGGCCUGCAGACCGAAAUAGAUCACAAAGGUUUUGAAAAUUUUGCAAAAGCGAAUGAAUUUAUACGUGACUAUGGAGGAAUCAUUUCAUACCAAAGAUUCGUGUUCGAUACGCCAUUAGAAAAAAAUUAUCAACUUGUACCUUUGAAAGAUGCAGGAUCUUACAUUCAUGGUAUAGUCAACGGCAAGAAAUUCAUAAUGAUCGUAGAUGUUACAAGUCUCUAUCAAAUAGUUAAGGAUAUAGAUAUUGUAGAAAAGGUAACCGCGUCAAGCGCGUGUUUCUACGUGCGGCCUGGUUGGCCAGGAGCAAAAAGAUUUGAUACUAUUAUUCGAAGUAUAGUCGAAGCUGGAUUAGUAGAAAAGGUGUAUGAGAGACCAAAAUGGAAGAAACAAAAAACUAUAAGUGCAGCAGAAGAAGCGAAACCCUUGAAAAUAAAGUCGCUGUUGAUAAUUUUUGUCUCGUACAUAAUUCUGAUACUAAUUUGUUUUGCUGUUUUUAUUGGAGAAAUUGUGUACUUCCAAAUUAGAAUGAGAGGUGUAUAUACGUAUGUCGAAUGA
Plodia interpunctella (Indianmeal moth) is the source of this 1241-nucleotide messenger RNA. RefSeq lists its product as uncharacterized. The record is from RefSeq and is a predicted model, not a curated record. Bases 105 to 1241 code for a protein of 378 amino acids. Lineage: Eukaryota; Metazoa; Arthropoda; Insecta; Lepidoptera; Pyralidae. The transcript has a single exon.